CCCCACCCUCGCACACAGUAGUUUGUUGGAGUCAACAAUACCAGUGUGCUUCAAUUCCUCUCUCUCACACACACAAACAUACACACUCACUACUGCGUGAUUGUGUGUUCUUCCGAUUUCUUCAAAUUUAGACUAAGUUCUUGAUGAAUUUUGAGUAUAAGUAAUCUAAUCCAGUUCAAUCAACACAUAUACGUUGCAUUUGAGCGUGUCAAAUAAAAUGUUGCUGAAGUUCUAGAUGCUUGUUCAUCUGUUUCACGUCAAUUUCAAGUGAGCGAGUUCCGUUUUUCUCCUAAAUUAACAUCUCCUGUUUCUAUAUCGUCCGAACUUCGUAAGGAAAAUGCUGAUGGAUUUUCUCUGAAGAAUGUUCUCGACGCAUUGGUUGGGGAAUUAGAAUUGCUUUAAUAGUUUGAACCUCUAAUGACGACUCGGAGCUCAACGUUCAAACAUAAGAUCUUCAGAAGCAUUGUGCGUCUUAAUGUUUAGAGGAAAGACACUCGACAUGGAUCACCACAAGCUUCAUUUGUGUGAAAAAAUCCUCAUGAAACUCUGCUCCAGUCAACUAUUUUUGCAAGUUUUUGUCAUAGUUUCCCUUCUUCCUCUGGUGUUUGCUGACCUGAACUCAGAUAAACAAGCUCUACAGGCUUUUGCAGCUGCUGUUCCACAUGGUUCAAAGCUCCAAUGGGACAAUUCUACUAACAUCUGCACAUCAUGGGUAGGCAUUACAUGUACACCUGAUGCAACUCGUGUCCUUAUUGUUAGACUUCCUGCAGUUGGACUUACAGGCCCCAUACCAUCCAACACUCUUGGAGAGCUUGAUGCCUUGAGAGUUCUCAGCCUUCGAUCGAAUUUCUUGAAUGGAAGUUUACCAUCUGAUCUCCUUUCCCUUCCUUCCCUCCGCUCUCUUUUCCUUCAACAUAACAACUUCACUGGUAACAUUCCAGACUUUCUUCCUCGCCGACUUCAUAUCCUUGAUCUAUCAUACAAUUUCUUUACUGGAAGCAUUCCAGCAACUAUCCAGUUUCUCUCACGCCUUACCGGAUUAUUCCUCCAAAACAACUCCCUCUCUGGUCCAAUCCCAAAUGUCACAUUCCCAAAACUCAAACACUUCAACAUAAGCAACAAUCAUCUCAACGGUUCUAUCCCUUCAUCCUUCAAAGCUUUACCAAGUGCAUCGUUUCUGGGAAACCCUUUCUUGUGUGGUGUACCUCUCAAGUCGUGUUUACACCAUCCUCCUUCCUCAAGGAAAUUCAAAUUCCCAUUAUGGGCUAUUAUAGCGAUUGCAGCAGGAGGAGGCGUUACAGUUUUGGUUUUAGUUAUUGUCUUUGUCCUCUGCUGCUGUCUUAAGAAAGAAAGUGGUGAUAUACGUAGGAUUGAGAGAGGGAAGUCUUUCACUAACAGAAAUGGUCAGAAGCCCAGUGAGGAAUUUGGUAGUGGGGUGCUAGAUACUGAUAACAACAAGCUGGUUUUCUUUCAAGGCUCUUCUUAUAACUUUGAUCUUGAAGACUUGUUGCGUGCCUCUGCUGAGGUGCUCGGGAAGGGUAGUUUCGGAACAGCUUAUAAAGCGGUCUUGGAGGAGUCAACCACUGUGGUUGUGAAAAGGUUGAAAGAAGUAGCAGCAGUCAAGAAAGACUUUGAACAGCAAAUGGAGAUAAUAGAGAGAGUUAGUCAUCACCAUAAUGUUGUCCCUGUUCGUGCUUACUUUUACUCAAAGGAUGAGAAGCUUCUCGUGUAUGACUAUUUCUCUGGAGGUAGCUUAAUGUCCCUCUUACAUGGAAACAGUGGUUCUGGGAGAAUACCACUAGACUGGGAAACUAGAAUCAAGAUCGCCCUUGGAACUGCAAGAGGCGUUUCUCAUAUCCAUUCUUUUGGAGGCCCAAAGUUCAGCCAUGGAAACAUAAAGUCUUCAAAUGUUCUUAUCAACCACGAAAUGGAUGGUGUGAUUUCUGAUAUGGGGUUAGUCCCACUCAUGAACUUCCAUCCUGCACCACCAUCAUCCCAUGCUGCUGGAUACCGAGCUCCAGAAGUUGUUGAAACCCGAAAACACUCUCACAAAUCAGACGUAUACAGCUUCGGGAUCCUCCUGCUUGAAAUGUUAACCGGGAAACAGCCAGUUCAAUCUCCAGGGAGAGGAGAGAUGGUGGAUCUGCCUAGGUGGGUUCAGUCAGUGGUGAGGGAAGAAUGGACAGCUGAGGUUUUUGAUAUCCAGCUCAUGAGAUUUCAUAACAUUGAAGAGGAGAUGAUGCAGAUGUUGCAGAUUGGUUUGGCUUGUGUUGUCAAGUCACCUGAUAGUCGACCCACCAUCCAUGAAGUUGUGAGAAUGCUGGAGCAGAUCCAGUUAUACAACUUUGAAAACCGGCCUCCCUCCGAAUAAAUCAACCAAAUCCAGAGAUUCAGAUGUGCAGAGUGCAGACUUCAUCAUUUCAGCUUUACACAGGUUAGUACGUAUAAACUAGUUACUGAAGAAACUUAGGAAGAAAAACAAAACAUAUAUUUCAUUCUCUAAUACUUAGAUACUUACCCUAUGCCUAUCAGAUUUGUUUGUGUACACGCAUGGACUUGAUUGAAUAAGUUGCUUGCUUGCAUUUACAUCUGCUUAAAACAGUG
Messenger RNA from Lactuca saligna, 2604 nucleotides. The record is from the annotation of a GenBank genome assembly. NCBI's taxonomy places the organism in Eukaryota, Viridiplantae, Streptophyta, Magnoliopsida, Asterales, Asteraceae.